Molecule: messenger RNA, 2859 nt
Organism: Toxotes jaculatrix (banded archerfish)
Lineage: Eukaryota; Metazoa; Chordata; Actinopteri; Toxotidae
Gene: lin7a
Product: lin-7 homolog A (C. elegans)
Exons: 6
Coding region: 39-692 (217 amino acids)
Biological process (GO): neurotransmitter secretion; maintenance of epithelial cell apical/basal polarity; protein localization to basolateral plasma membrane
Cellular component (GO): cell-cell junction; synapse; MPP7-DLG1-LIN7 complex
Molecular function (GO): L27 domain binding
Source: RefSeq, a predicted model, not a curated record
GCUCCUGUAGUCUCUCCAGUCUCCAGUAAACAGCAGUCAUGGCGACAGUGGUCCAACCGCUCACUCUGGAUCGAGAUGUUGCGAGGGCUAUCGAGUUGCUGGAGAAGCUGCAGGAGUCCGGUGACGUCCCCGGUCACAAGCUCCAGUCUCUGAAGAAGGUCCUUCAGAGUGAGUUCUGCACAGCCAUCAGAGAGGUGUACCAGUACAUGCAUGAAACAAUCACAGUGAAUGGCUGCCCAGAGUACCAGGCGAGGGCCACAGCUAAGGCCACAGUCGCAGCAUUCGCCGCCAGCGAGGGUCACUCUCACCCACGGGUGGUGGAGCUACCCAAGACGGAGGAAGGGCUGGGCUUCAACGUGAUGGGCGGCAAAGAACAGAACUCGCCUAUCUACAUCUCCCGUAUCAUUCCCGGAGGCGUGGCUGAGAGGCACGGCGGCCUAAAGCGAGGGGACCAGCUCCUGUCUGUCAACGGCGUGAGCGUGGAGGGAGAGCACCACGAGAAAGCGGUGGAGCUGCUGAAGGCGGCCAAGGACAGUGUGAAGCUCGUGGUUCGCUACACCCCCAAAGUGUUGGAGGAGAUGGAGGCUCGCUUUGAGAAGCUCCGCACGGCCCGGCGGCGCCAGCAGCAGCAGCUCCUCAUGCAGCAGCAGCAGCAGCAGAACCUGGCCUCGCAGCAGAACCACAUGUCGUAGGUUGUUCCAAAAGAAGAAAAAGUGAAGGAGAGCGAGAAGGUGGAUCUCAAAGACCAUCUGUUUGUGUUGAAGAUCCCAAAGGAAGCUCUCCGUCGCGAAGGAAACCGACAAGUAAAAGACUCUUUUACGUACUCUCCCUCCCUUCCAGUGUACCACCGAUUACUGAGCAAAAACAACGAGAGCUGUUUGUCCUGAAACUGGUGCUUUGAGGGAGGCUAGCACUGAAAGUCGUCCAAUUUAACUUUGUAUUCCCUUUUAUAAGUUGUAUUCCCCGAUCGUGACUCUUACUGAAACUCCCUUUCUUGUGUUUGUUGUUUUGUUUACAGUCAUCCAUUUCUGAUUGCUUACCGACAUCCAGUACGCCGUGGCACCUUUGCCAUUUUGCCAUAGAUAUCAUUUGUACAGUGGUGUUUCUAUUGAUUCUUCAACUGGUGCUUGUGUCUCUGUAUGAAUGACCAUUGAUUUCUUUUUUUUUUGUGUGUGAGACUUGUCCCGUUUUGGAUAAACGUGAACUCUUUUUUACCUUCUAUAUUGUAGCAAGAAAAGAUUUUUUAUCUUGUAGAUUUAGCAAUAACAGACAUUCUUCAGUUUUACAUUUCAACACUAAAUUCACAGUCUGACACACGCAGCCGACACAGAGUUUAUGGGAUGGGUGCAAAAUGUAAAUCGUUGUAAAGCAAACUGGGUCUUAUGCACUGUAAGGCAGCUUCUGAGUCCAAAGCUAUCCUCUGUGCCAUUUAAAGAGAUUACUGAUUAACAGGUGGCAUGUACAAUUAAUGUGCAAUAACUGCAAUUCAUAGCCAACUUUGUAAGUUACUCCCAGCUGAGAUUUAUCCAGAAAACGAGUCACAGAGAGGUUCUGAUCAAUCCUCAGAAACAUUGCCUGUGUCCUACAAACAGAAUGUCACCAGUUGUCAUUUGAAUGGAGUGGGGAUUCGAUCAAAAUAGGCUAGAAUUAUGUUUAUUUUUCAGACUUCUCUAUUUUAUAGUUUAUGAGAGAUUUAACAUAAAGUUUUAUCGUUCUGUUAAAAUAUUACGUAUUCCUUCUAAGACGUGCAGAUUAUUAUUUAAAGUCUAUUUGUUGUACAACAGCUGAAAACUAGCACAUAGUUCAUGUAAAUCUGUUCCCUCUGUUUCAGUUUUGACUACGAUGAGACUGAGUAGAAUGUUCUACCUUCUUUUCUUCCUCUGUACCUGUGAGGAAAUCCUGUGUUCUCUGCCAAGUACCUGAGUCCAGAGUCUGUGUUUACUUUUCUAUCGUCUUCAUCAUUGGUGCUAAGUGCUCCUUGUUGUAUUUUUUUUUCUUUGUCAUUUUCUAUAGAUGGCACUCUUUUCUUUGUUUGUUCCACCAUGCAGACUUUAACCCCUACGAUGUUUCUUCUUCUCUUUAUCCCAAAUCCAAAACAUGAAACACAGAAUUCCUUGUUUGCCCGAGGAUUUUUUUUUUUCCAAGGAGAAUCCAACCAGAUGUGAGUCGAGAAUAUCCGAUGAAAAGCUGUUAAGAUGCAUUUUUAUGAAAAUGUUGCAGAUUAGUUCGUACAUCUAAUUGUACGAGUCCAGCCGAUGUUCCUCAUCUUCUUUUUAUGCGACGACAGCCGUGGUCGUCCGUCCCAUAUUUCAUGCGCAUGGUAUCUCAGGAACACCUGGAGGGAAUUUCUUUCAAAUUUGGCACAAACGUUCACUUGGACUCCAGGUUGAACUCAAUAGAAUUUGGUGGUGAAAGGUCAAAGGUCAAGGUUACUGUGACAAAACACGUUUUUGGGCCAAAACUCAAGAAUUAAUACAAAAUUUCACACCAAUGUCUAAUAGGAUAAAAUUAUUUUUACAUUUUAGAUCCAAAAGGUCAAGGGUCAACUUCACUGUGACAUAUUAUAUAUUCCACAAAACCACUUUCCUGACCAUUAUUCAGCACCAUACGUUUUCACUACAUACAUCAUUUGAGUCUGGACAGACAUGGAUUUAAACUGCAACUUGUCUGGUUGGCAGAGGCGUACAACUGCGAGGCGGUGAUUCUGAGUUGCAUCGUUAAAUCACAGGUACUCUUUCUUAAUUGAUUGCAUUUUUGAAGCUGAUGGUCCUGUACUUACCAUGAAGAUGAAAAAAGACAACAAACUGUUGAUAUGCAAUUGUUAUACAUACUAUAUUUGUAUAAAUAAAUCUAUGUGCU